GGGCAGUCACCAAGGAUAGCAGACCCUGACCUCUCUCUUACAAUUGGAGGAAGGCUCGAGGUGCUCAGGAAUAUGAAUUCAGGAAAUGCUCCCAGCCGCUAAGAUAUUUUGGUGCCUGGUCCCAAGCAGGACCCAGGCUGCAGCGCCCAGGGAUGUGCAUGUCAUGGCCUGGCCCCUGGGGCAGACUCUGCGUCAGGAAGUGAUGGCACUGCCUACAGUCAGCUGCCUCGCUGGGGAGUCCUGGAAGCUGCCUGUGGAGUUGCCACAGCUCAUGGGAGCCUGGUCUGAGGCUUAGAAACCAAUCACAGAGGCCAACGGAAGUCAGAGCAGGGCCAUGUGGGGGACCUGGUGUCCUAGAGGAGACCUUGGACCAGUAUCUUCUUAGAGACAGCGGCUGGAGCAGAAGGAUACCUGCCACCACCAAGAGGCCCCUGCUUUGGAUACGGAGUGAAGGCCCCAAGAAGUACCCAGGCUGCUGAGCAGGUCAUGGAAACGGCAGUGAUCGGAGCAGUGGUGCUGCUGCUUCUGGUCACCCUGGCCAUCGCUUGCAUCCUCUGCUGCUUCAGCUGUGACUCAAGGACCCGGGAUCUGCAGGGGGGCCCAGGCCGAAGUUUCACAGUGGCCACGUUUCACCAGGAGGCUUCUCUCUUCACCGGGCCACCUCACCAUACACAGACGGUGGCAGGUGCCCGGGACUUCUGGACCUUCACUUGAAGCUCAGCAGACCCUGAAGUUUGCUCUGCAGUGGGUCCAACUCACAACCCCCACCCCCAGCAAACCUCUCUUUCCUCCCUUUCCUUCAACUUCUAAUGUCCUUAUUUAUUUCACCUGUAUCUAAUAAGCCUUUGUCCCUUGAUGUGACCUGCAGUUCUGGACAUCAAGGUGGUGGGACCAGCAGGGACUUACUUCUGACACCUGAGCGCUGAUCUGGACGCUGCCUGCUGGGUGGGGUCUAGGAUGGGCCUAGAGAGUGAGGGGCUGGACACGGCCUUGGCUGGUGGAUGGGCCAGCUCUGCUGACUGACGUGGACCCUGACAGACCACGGGAAGCUAAGCAGAUUGGAAGGAAUUCUUGCACGUCACUCCAGGAUGUUGCUGAGACUCUAGCCACCAGAGCAAGCAGUGCCCUCAGGUGAAUGGCUUUACACAUCGUUUCUAACCAGUUCCCUCAAUGGAGUUUCUCUUGUUACUUGAAUGUGCACAUUGCACAGAGCCAGCCGUGGGACCUGGCCUCUAACAAUUCCCUGCAACCAGCCCCUGAGAUUCUGAAGCCAAAAAAAAAGCUGCUUUCAAAGGGGGACAAGUGACUUGUUUUGCCAUUGAACGUGUGCAACCUUUUAUGGGUCUCCCAGGAACCAGGGUUGAAAAGCCACAUAAGGAAGCAGAAGAAAAGUUAAGAGUUGAAAAAAGCAACUAUUUCAAUAUACUUCGAACAAGACUUUAUUAAUGAACCCUACCAGGUCACUUCUGUUCUUGGAGUCUGUGAGUGACUAGCGUGGCAGCAGAAGGAUAGAAAACUGUGAGCUAAAAGAUAACUCCAAAUAAGUUGUGUUACUUUGAGAGCAUGUAAGAAAAUGUAUGUUUCCACCAUAAAUAAAUAUUCAGUUUUUAUUAAUAGAUCUAUUUUCUCUGUAUCCACAAGGUAAAUGUUGUGCCUACUUUAUUCUGUGAUUUUAAUUAAUUAAUUCUACCAGAGCUAUCGCUGGGGCUUGGUGCUAGCAACACACUAUUCCCCAUAAUCUGGUUCCCCUUUUUGCUUCUUUAACAAACAUUUACUUAUUAAUGUAUUUAUUUAUAAUUUUUUAUAGAGACAGAGGAACUGAAAGGGAAGAGGGGACAUAGGGGGAGAGGGAGAGAGAGAAGCAGCAUUGCUUCACCAUUUGUGAAGCUUUCCUCCCUGCAGGUGAGGAACCCCACUUCUUGAGCAUGGUAAAGCAUUUAACUGGUGUGCCCUGGCCCAAUCCUCAAGGGAAGCACUUCUUGCUUCAUCUAAUCAACUUGUUCUGGAUAAAUUGGAGAGAUUGACCUCACCCACUAUGACCAGCCAGGAGCAAAAAAGUGGUAGCCUGACUAGUUGGG
This is a messenger RNA of Erinaceus europaeus (western European hedgehog), 2078 nucleotides long. RefSeq names its product small regulatory polypeptide of amino acid response (gene SPAAR). The record is from RefSeq and is a predicted model, not a curated record. NCBI's taxonomy places the organism in Eukaryota, Metazoa, Chordata, Mammalia, Eulipotyphla, Erinaceidae. The transcript has 2 exons. The coding region runs from base 487 to 714 and encodes 75 amino acids.